AUGCUUCCAACGCCAACGCUGGUGAUCCGAGACGAUGGCGACGACGACCCUCCAAGCACGUAUUGCACAAGUGCUGUGCCAGGACCAAACGGAGCGGUUCCUUGGGAUGCUUGCAAUUCCAACUACAACUUCUAUCCUAAGUUGGCGCCUGCCAUUGCAACAGCUUCAAUCUUUGGGGUUCUAACAUUGAUCCAUCUCAUCGAGGCGAUUUGGUACCGAAAGCCAUUCACAUGGACGGUUCUGAUGGCGGCAAGUUGGGAAAUGGGCGCCUUCAUCCUCCUCGCAUACGGCUCGCAAGAUCAACAAGCUCAAGGCUACGCUACAGGCCAUCAGGUCCUCUUUCUAUUGGCUCCAAUUUGGCUUAACGCCUUUGUCUACAUGACCUUUUCACGAAUGGUCUACUUCUUUCGACCAGGCGGAGAACCUCGAGUCUGCCAGAUUCCAGCAAGAUGGCUUGGUCGUAUUUUUGUCGUUGCCGAUAUCGCCACCUUCAUCGUACAGGCCACAGGAGGUAUCAUGGCUGGUCCGACAGUAGAGCCUAAUACGAGAGCGAAGGGUGUCAAGAUCUACAUCAUCGGCAUGGGUGUUCAAGAGGGCUUCAUUGUGGUGUUUUUGAUGUUGAUGGCUCGCUUCCAUUAUCGCGCCAUACAAAUGAACCGGGAUGAUGUUGAUGGACUUGAAGGUUCAUCCGAACGUGAAGACGAAGAGGGCUUUAUGCCGCGGCGGACCUGGAAGCCUCUUCAGUUUGCACUUUAUGCAGUGUUGCUUGCAAUCACGACACGCAUCAUCUUUCGCCUGGUCGAAUUCACCGGCGGCAUGACUCCCGAAGAGAACCCUGUACCUUACACAGAGGCAUAUUCAUAUGCCCUUGACGCUUUCCCAAUGAUGCUGGCUUUGCUUGUUUUAGCCAUCAUACACCCGGGUCGAGUUCUUCAGGGCACGAACAGCGAAUUCCCGAGAAAGGGUUGCCGACAGAAGCGCAAGGAGAAGAAGGAGGAAAAGGCGGUGAAGAAGGCAGCGAAGGAAGAGCGCAAGGCAGCCAAGGAGGAAAAGAAGAGGAUCAAGAACGAUCGGAAGAAGAUGAAGGCAUUUGGCGAGGAACCUGACUCGGAACGGGAUAGCUAUGGAAUGGGGCUGAUUGACGGGCAGAACCACGAGCCCAUGCGGUAUGCAGACUACGAUAGACCCUAG
This is a messenger RNA of Colletotrichum orchidophilum, 1191 nucleotides long. Its product is annotated as RTA1 domain-containing protein. The coding region runs from base 1 to 1191 and encodes 396 amino acids. The record is from RefSeq and is a predicted model, not a curated record. Gene Ontology annotation, cellular component: membrane. NCBI's taxonomy places the organism in Eukaryota, Fungi, Ascomycota, Sordariomycetes, Glomerellales, Glomerellaceae. The transcript has 3 exons.